Molecule: messenger RNA, 2540 nt
Organism: Stylophora pistillata
Lineage: Eukaryota; Metazoa; Cnidaria; Anthozoa; Scleractinia; Pocilloporidae
Source: RefSeq, a predicted model, not a curated record
CAAGGAUCUAUAAGGAGCUAGCAAGUUCAUAAAACAAAACAAAAAUAUUGAAUUGAAGAGCUGAGGUUUAAAGGAACCCAUCUGUAACCUUCUGGUGCAUUUCAGGGGAACGCUAUGGUAUCGAAUUUUUGAGAGAUUUUUAGCCGUUGGACGUAACCAUGAUCAAAGGAAAAUCAGGGAAAGCGGAUUUAACACCAUCCACCCGCUUUCAAGUGAAAUAUCUUGGCUGUGGAAAAACAGAAGAACCUGGCGUCGCUGGGAUAGAAAAAGCAGUUCGCAAAAUACUAGAACAAGUGAAAGACGAUGAAAAGAACUGUCCGAAAAUGUAUUUAGAAGUCGGAACCGACGGCGUAAAAUUCACGGAGGUGAAAAGCAAGUCCACAAUGAAGGAAUCAAAGUUUAUAUCGCUGGAGAAUAUUUCCUAUUGUACUUUGAACAGAAUUGACGCCACUAUCUUUGCAUUUAAUCACCACCAAGGUCCCUCAGUGGUCGAAUGCCAUGCGUUGGCCUGUGAUAGCGGAGAGAGAGCAAAAGCCAUUGGAUUGGCUUUCUAUGCCGCUUUUCGCGAAGGACAUUUUCAAAAGUUGCGCCGAGAUAGGCGCAAGUCCUUGGAGCAGAAGCACUUCGAGAGGAGAACAAGUUUUGAUAAUUACGACCGCAACACCUCCACCAAUACCAACACUGAAAAGUCAUCUUUAAACGUCGCGAAAGAUUGCUCGAAUGAAGAUAAUUCAACGAACGAUGAUGGGCAUUUUGAGCCGUGUCGAGACAAUUCAGAGGUAGAUAUUCAUAGCAAUUACGAGGAGCAAGAUCUUGAAUUGGAUAAAAUUAUUGAGGAUCUUCUGUCGACAGUGGAAUUAGAAAGGGCGAAAAUUGAACAAGAUUUCAAUAGUAAAGGAUAAGCAAUUUGCUGGCCCCAUAUUGUUUCUACAGUAAUGAUAUAAUAUCGCGGGAAAUUAUGUUUGUAAGUACCAUUGUGAAAGGCGUUUUAUUUUUUGCUUUUAACAACGAAUAAGUAUAAUUUUUCAUCAAGCCUUUUCGUUAAGUAUGGCCAUUACUGCGCCAAAAUUACUAGUCUCCUUAAAAUAAGGCUUUAACGAUCAUUUCCGAGAAGGAAAUUUGUUUUUAAUCUUUAAUUAAGACGCAGAUGAAAAGUGACAUGUUAGCUUCCUUUGUAUUCAGUUGAGACAGAAUAUUUUGUUGAUGCUAGCUUUAGGCAAUAGAAAUGGAUUGCUGAGUCAGAUGACAGGUUACUUCUGAGUUAGACGUCAACACCUACAAAUUAUUCCAUUUAAUGUUGGUUUCCAAGGUAAAGUCAGUUAAUUUUUUCAUUUCAAAAUGCUUUGACUAGUCUGCGCUGAAAAGAAAUGCUUUGUCUCUGACAUUAAAUUUCUGUAAAAUAGUUUUAUGCAAUUGUUGGCUUCGACGCUUAUAAGUAAUGCUGUUAUAUCAUUCAGCUGCCAUUUCACUGACUUUUACAAUAUUUUAUGCGCACCAGAUACCUGAGAUAUAAGAAUUUCAGGGUGAUUGAAACAGCAAAGCCAAUACAGCACUUGGUUCCGUUUGGCUUUUAAAAGUUUUAAGCUUUCAUCUUGUCAUAUGGUUGAUUCAUAUUGAUUGGUUAAUGUUCUCCCAUAUCGAUUCGUGACGUGAAAUGUCACGGAAGCAACGCAACACGCGACCACACAUGCAAUAUCACGGAGAUUGAAAACUACUUAGCAGAAGUUACAAAAAAAGACUAAUGAAGUGAUAAAUGUUGAAAUCGUUCGACAAAUAAUCUUCUAUAGAACUGGUAUUGGUUUCAACACGACUCUACGAUAUAAGGAUCAAAACUUUCAUUUUGUUUUUCUAAACCUUCUUAACUGGGAGACUCAGGGAUAUGAUCAGAACGAUAGCCCCGAUUUCUUGGCGCCACAUUAACCAAACUUGCUAUAUAGUUUGCUGCGUCAUUGUGAAACAGUAAUUGCAGCAAUCAGAGUAACUACUGCUCAUUGUCUUCGAAUAUUAUGCUCUGAUUUAUAUUUCUUCCUUCCUGAAGAGAAUGAAGGGUGAUUUACCGCAAAAAGUAUAGCCUUACAAUACACGCUCCAAAGUCUUUUCGUGACUUUACCUGAUAAGUUUGAAUAUUUUCAUUACCAGUUCCCCCCCUGAAUAAUGUAUGGUAAUUUAGGGAGAAGUUGCAUGGUGAUCACUUCCGGGAGUUAGAGGGUUAAGCGACGGGAAAAAAAAAAAGAAAAAUAACACGAAGACAGAGGUAAACACGUAAACACCUGCCACGUAAACACCUUCUGAAAAAAUAUGUUACUAAUUAUCAUCGGCCAAAAUGCCACGCAGAGGCAAUAACAUCGACUUCAAUUAAGUGGCAGCUUUUCCCGAGUUCAUCGGCAGGUCGCUAACAAAGUUUGGCGUAUACCUGAUUUUUCGAUAAUCCACUAUCGUGUCCAGUAACUAUUUUCCCAAAGUAAGAAGGAUAUCGGCAAUUCACCUGGUUAAAUAUAAGAUUUAUAUUCGAAAUUUUCAAUUAUUUUUGUUCUUGGGGC